AUGACCCCGGAAACCCCUACGCAGCACGAGCUCGAAGUGUUUCUCGACAAGCUCCGCUUGGCCAAGGCCAAGAGCAACUUGACGUUUGCCGACCUUGCUGAAAAGCUCGAGCGUGACGAGCUCUACGUCGCGGCCAUCUUCUAUGGCCAAGCGAAGCCCGAGAAAAAGGAUCUUGACAAGAUUAACGAGGCCCUUAGCAUCAAUUGGACCGAGAACUAUCUCGGCAAGGAUUACUUCCCUACCCGUGCCGGCCUUGACAAAAUCCCCCCCGAGGACCCUGUCCUGUAUCGUCUGUACGAGGCUCUCAUGGUGUACGGCCGCCCGAUCAAGCACAUUAUUAACGAAAAGUUCGGUGAUGGUAUCAUGAGCGCCAUCGACUUCCGUGGCCACGUCGAGCGUGUAGAGGACCCCAACGGCCCUCGCGUCAAGAUCACGCUGGACGGAAAGUUCCUGCCCUACCGUCGCUGGUAA
Malassezia japonica is the source of this 471-nucleotide messenger RNA. It is a transcript of the gene cyn1, whose product is annotated as cyanase. Bases 1 to 471 code for a protein of 156 amino acids. NCBI's taxonomy places the organism in Eukaryota, Fungi, Basidiomycota, Malasseziomycetes, Malasseziales, Malasseziaceae. The transcript is spliced from 4 exons. The record is from RefSeq and is a predicted model, not a curated record. Gene Ontology annotation, molecular function: cyanate hydratase activity; DNA binding.